AUGGGUAAAGUACUGUUUGUGACGGCUCUGGCCCUGCUGCUGCACGCGCAGCUUGGCUCAUCUUAUAUCCUGUCAUGCUACUUCACAAACUGGGCGCAGUACAGACCACCUCCAACCAUUUAUAUGCCCACUGACAUUGACCCCUGCCUGUGUACCCAUCUCCUGUAUGCCUUCGCCACCAUUAAGAACAACCAGCUGGCAACCUAUGAGUGGAACGAUGUGGAGCUUUACGGUCAAUUCAACGCCCUGAAGAACAAGAAUGGAAACCUGAAGACUCUUCUGUCUGUUGGAGGAUGGAACUUUGGCUCUACAGGAUUUUCAAAUAUGGUGUUGAGCUCUGCCAACCGCCAGACCUUCAUCAACUCCGUCAUCACAUUCCUGAGGAAGUAUGAGUUUGAUGGGCUUGACAUUGACUGGGAGUAUCCAGCCAACAGAGGAGGCUCUUAUCAGGAUAAGCAGUACUACUCUGUUUUCCUGGAGGAGAUGAGAGCUGCCUUUGAGAACGAGGCCAAGCAGAGCAACAAGGCUCGUCUUCUGAUGUCUGCUGCUCUGUCGGCUGGAAAAGCCACCAUUGAGUCUGCUUAUCAGAUUCCCAAGCUUGGCCAGAGCCUGGAUAUGCUCAACAUCAUGACCUAUGACUUCCAUGGCUCUUGGGACCCCAUGACCGGCGAGUGCAGUCCCCUGUUCAGAGGCCCUGAGGACCAGGGUGGCUUCAUCUAUUUCAAUAUCGACUAUGCCAUGAACUACUGGAAGAGCCAAGGAGCCCCAGCUGAGAAGCUCAUUGUUGGAUUCCCCACAUAUGGCAACACCUUCACUCUGAGGAACCCUGCCAACCACGGUGUUGGAGCACCCAUUGCUGGUGCUGGAACUCCAGGAAAGUACACUCAAGAGGCUGGAGAGCUCGCUUACUUUGAGAUCUGCGGCUUUUUGAAAGAUGGAGCCACUGAGGUUUGGAACCAGGCCCAGGAUGUGCCAUAUGCCUACAAGGGGAACCAGUGGGUGGGCUAUGACAACAUGAAGAGCUUCCAGAUCAAGGUUGACUGGCUGAAAAAGAGCAACUUUGGAGGAGCCAUGGUGUGGACAAUUGACAUGGAUGACUACAUGGGCACUUUCUGCAACCAGGGAAAAUACCCACUGAUUAAUGUUCUCAAAAAGGGCCUUAAUCUGGAUGAUGCAUCCUGCGCCCCUCCUGCCACUCCCCUUCCUCCAAUCGCAGGUAUGAGCACAACUGGAGGCAGCUCUGGAGGCAGCUCCGGAGGCAGCUCUGGAGGAAGCUCCAGCGGCGGCUCCAGCAGCGGCAGCUCCUCUAGUGGGGACUCUGGCGGCAUGGACAGCGGGUUCUGCUCUGGAAAGGCCAAUGGCAUGUACCCCGACCCAACUAACAAAAACCAUUUCUACAGCUGCAGCAAUGGCCAAACCUACUUUGGGAAAUGUGCUGCUGGCCUGGUCUUUGAUCCCUCCUGUUCUUGUUGCAAUUGGCCCUAAAGCUGAGGUUAUAGAUUGACUGGUUAACCGUUUAAAGGCUGGAUGACUCUGUUUUACAUUUGUUCUUAGUUCUCAGAGUCCAACUUCACUGAAUGCAAAGUCCUUGCUUCCAUGUUGGAUGCUUAACAGUGUAAAACCAGAGGUUGUCCCCUUGACUGGUUAAAUUUGAAAGCAGAGAAA
Messenger RNA from Epinephelus moara (kelp grouper), 1665 nucleotides. RefSeq names its product acidic mammalian chitinase-like. Gene Ontology annotation, cellular component: extracellular region. The transcript has 11 exons. Lineage: Eukaryota; Metazoa; Chordata; Actinopteri; Perciformes; Serranidae. Gene Ontology annotation, biological process: carbohydrate metabolic process; chitin catabolic process. The coding region runs from base 1 to 1485 and encodes 494 amino acids. The record is from RefSeq and is a predicted model, not a curated record. Gene Ontology annotation, molecular function: chitin binding; chitinase activity.